GACAUUCUUAUGUGUUAUACUAGCUUCCUAUGUUUUCUGACGAAGUUCACCGCCUGUAAAAUCAUUUUUUGUUGUUACAACCUCUACCGCUGCGGGAAAAUAUAUUUUUAAAAUGCCUCCGAAGAAAAGAAAUAAUGCCUCUAAAAAACUGAAGAACGCGGCAGCAGAAAAUAAAUCCGCCCGUGAUCUUGCCCGGGACACAGCAGCAAAGCAAAAUGGCGCUCGUAAACGUGCCAAGCUCUGCAACCAGGGAUAUUUGUUGGAAGCUCUCGAUGAAGCGAUGUCCAAAGGGAAUGGUGCCGGUUUCACCAACAGUGGCCUUGUAUUUGUUGCGGCUAACACCGCUAAAAGCUCGACAGAGGACAAUGAACAAAACUCCGAUCCGCUGAAUUUAAGCUUAAAGGCAGUUCAGGUAGACCUCGAGGUAGACAAACAUCAGUAUGCCCAAAAACGUAUGAUUGACGGCAAAACAAUAUCGGGAACGUUUUGUACACAAAAACAAUUGUACAAUUCUCACGGCAAUCAUGUGUCUCCAUUAGCAAGGUCACCGUACUCUGAAAAAUCGUCAAUCGAUUCAAUCGUUGACAUUGUUGAAAAUAGCCAGCCAAACACGACGUCAUUGAAACCAGGUCCAGCUAGAAAGCUAGUUACCGAGUUUACUGCCGCUGCCAACGUUUCAAAUAUCCAAACGAAAAGCUCCUAUCAGCAAUGGAAGCGUCUGAUUCCGGAUCAUCCACCGAGUUGUAAGGGAAAUGCGAGGGGAAAUGAUCUGAACAGUUCCAGUGAAGAUGGCUUCGAUGACUGGGAUGUUGGUCUAAAUACAAGUCCACAAGUCCUUGCCAGCAAAGUGUCUGCUACUGAUAUGCAACCAGAGUCAAAGUCCGAGGGGUCAAAUGAUCGAUCACGUAUCCCAGUUCCUUGUCUGUCCAAUGGUCAUGGUAAUGCAUCUCGGACAAGAAAUCGCGCCUUCUCAAUUCCUCCAACAAGCUCUGAUGAAGAUUCACCGAAUGUCAGAAAGCUUGCUAGACCUGGAAGGGUUGCUGUAAGAUGUCCGACAAUUGACUUUGGAAUUGAUGCUUCUUGUCAUGAAUUGUCUAUUAACGAAGCUCCCAGUGCUGUACGACGCCCUCAACAGACGACUACAUCGCUAGUAACAAAAGGAAUGUUGAAAGAACAGCCACUCAUCAUUCCACAGAAGGAUCCUAGUCAGGCUGAUGAUGGCGACGGCGGUUCAUAUCGUGAAAAGUAUUUCAAUGUGUUGGAAAAAUACAAGGAAAAAGCAGCGGCAUAUAAAGAUCUGAAGAAGAAAUACGAUCAACAGAAAUUGACCAUAGCCGAAAUGAAAGAUCUUGUUGUCUUCGCAAACAUCGAGACAAAAAAGGCACAAAUGGAUCCGAAUGCAAAAAUGGUAUUCACAACAGUUCCUGGAAUUGAAAUAACUGCACAACAAAUUGUGGAAAUCGAUUCCGUGUCAAAAACAGACAUCAUGUUCGGUCAAAACUUGGCUUUGUUUUUUUAUGGUGCCAAAAAACUGCAAACAAUGUCUGUGACCGGCACUGCAACCAAUCGUUUCAAGAACGCUAAACCCCGACCUGGAAUUUCACCUAAAAAACUGGCUUUCAUUCACGAGAAAGUACAGCAACGAGUUGCUUCACGAGUAGGAGCCAACAAUUUGUCACAGAUUACAACAUUGGCUCAUGCAACACGAAUCAACAAAGGCAUCGCUGAGAAAAUCGCCAACCUGAACAAAGCAAUGAAAUACGCAGUUGCGCGUAAAGUUAUUCGGGACGUUGAGCAAGGUGUCAAUCUUGCAGCAGAUCAAACAUCAAAAUAACGUUACAAACUGUUUUUUCUUGAAUUUCUUGAUUCUUAUGUGACUUUAUUUUUACUUUACGUGGGCAGCCAUUAACCACAGAACAUUCUCAUAAAUUGUCUUCAUUUUUACUUCAGGCGGGCAGUCGUCAAAAUUGUUACGUUACGUUUCAUCUGUUUGUUAUGUUUAUGAUAAACCAAACCAUGUUUGGUACAUUUUAACACAGUAUGGCUUUUAUUUGAUUAAUAAAUAAAUAUUAUUAAAACACAAGCAGUUUAUUCAA
Molecule: messenger RNA, 2096 nt
Organism: Armigeres subalbatus
Lineage: Eukaryota; Metazoa; Arthropoda; Insecta; Diptera; Culicidae
Exons: 5
Coding region: 113-1834 (573 amino acids)
Biological process (GO): negative regulation of DNA-templated transcription
Molecular function (GO): DNA binding
Source: RefSeq, a predicted model, not a curated record